AUGCCUGGCUAUCUUCAUGCAGCCUUGCAGUACCGACAGAGUAUGACCGCAACGACAAAGAACCUAUUAGCGGCAGCCGCUCCCGGUGCUUCUGAGCAAGGUUUCCAUCCUGUGCAAGGUCAACAACAGUUUGCUGGUCCCCAGAACAAUCGAAUCGGCCAGAACUUGGCUCAAGCCAAACCUAUGGGCGGCAUGGCGCCACCUGCGUCACCAGCUAUGGGUGGUCCCAUGAAAGAUCAGAAGGAUGUCAAACCCAUCAUGAUCAAUAACCCUUCAGGUAUACCAGAAGGGUCACCUCACAACGCUCCUGCUGCUCCAGGCCACCCGACUCCCAAUACCAUCAACUCAAGUAUCAUGCAGUCUCCUGCUCCGAACGGGACACCUUCAGUACCUCCGGCUUCGAAUCCCCCGGGCGUUGGCAACCACAACAGAUUCAGCAGCAAUUCGGUCUUACCUCCACCCAGCGUGUCCCUCCCUCUGCCCCGUCUUUUCAUGACCCUCAGUCCAACCCUCCUAUCAUACCACCCAACUUCCCCUCCAUGCCUAUGA
Messenger RNA from Suillus fuscotomentosus, 549 nucleotides. RefSeq lists its product as uncharacterized. The transcript has 3 exons. The record is from RefSeq and is a predicted model, not a curated record. NCBI's taxonomy places the organism in Eukaryota, Fungi, Basidiomycota, Agaricomycetes, Boletales, Suillaceae. Bases 1 to 549 code for a protein of 182 amino acids.